Molecule: messenger RNA, 892 nt
Organism: Chilo suppressalis (striped riceborer)
Lineage: Eukaryota; Metazoa; Arthropoda; Insecta; Lepidoptera; Crambidae
Source: the annotation of a GenBank genome assembly
GUAAAUUGGUAUAAACCUAUAUUAUUUUCUAUGUGCUGACAAACUAAUUUUGUGAAAGUGCGUCCAAGAUGUGUAAAUUAUUAAUUUGUGGUUUUAUUAUAGUUCUUCUACUGAACAUCGUUGAUGCCCUGAAAGGUCAUUGUAAUCAACAGGAGGACCUUCUGCAGAGGUGUUCGAUGGCUCUUCCCGUUCUGAGUUCAAGAGAAAUAUCUUUUGCUCUUACUCAAGAUGAGCUAGCCAAAAGCUGCAUUGAACUCGGUUCCGGCAUAAGCUGCAUAGAUAACUACACGGACACAUGCAUGGAGAAGCACGAACAAGUGGUGUUCAGAGAGAUCUACUCGGGCAUCAAAGAUGUGGUACAUGAUUUGUGCAUCAGGGGGACCUACCAAGAUGAAUACUUGAAACAUGCUAAUUGUGUAAAAAACGUACGCCCAGAUUACGAGAAAUGUAGCAAGAAAUAUGAGGUCACACUUACUACACUGAGUGAUCACCAGAAAAACGAGCAGUAUCAGACUGACGAUGCUAUAGGAACAAGCCAAGAGGACUAUUUAAGGACUGUUUGUUGUUCAUUCCAAGAAUAUCUGCUGUGUUCGGAGCAGACUGUGCAAAGAUCAUGCGGAGAUGAAGCUGCUCUAUUCACCAGUGCGUUUCUGAAGCGAAUGGCUUCCAACAUUAUUAAGACCUUUUGUUUGGAGUAUCGGGGGCACGAGUGCGGGUUGCCCGAUACCGCCGGUGAUGUCAGCAGCAAUGUGGCAAUGAUAAGCAUCACAGUAUUCGCGAAUCUACUGGUUUACAUGGCGGACGCGUGGGGGCCGACGUAAUUUUGUUUUAAAAUUACCAUUCAAGUAGAACGCUCAAGUGUUGCCCGCAACAAAAAAAACUUAAUAAAUCG